UAUCCAGCUCACACUCCCGCGGCCUUCUCUCCUUAGGCUCGUCUCCGUGGUUUCCGGUUGCCAUGAGGAAGCCUCGCCGAAAGUCACGGCAGAAUGCCGAGGGUCGGAGAUCCCCGUCCCCAUACAGCCUUAAGUGCUCACCCACGCGGGAGACCCUGACCUACGCCCAAGCCCAGAGGAUCGUCGAGGUGGACAUCGACGGCCGCCUACAUCGCAUCAGCAUCUAUGACCCGCUGAAGAUCAUCACCGAAGAUGAGCUGACCGCUCAGGACAUCACCGAAUGCAACAGCAACAAGGAGAACAGUGAGCAGCCCCAGUUCCCUGCCAAGUCCAAGAAAGCCUCCUCGAAGGGCAAGAAGAAGGAGUCGUGUUCCAAGCAUGCCUCCGGUACCCCCUUCCACCUCCCCCAGCCCAGCUUUCGCGUGGUGGAUACAGGCAGCCAGCCGGAAGCGCCCCCGUUGCCUGCCGCUUACUACCGCUACAUCGAGAAGCCUCCGGAAGACCUGGAUGCAGAGGUGGAGUAUGACAUGGACGAGGAGGACAUGGCCUGGCUAGACAUGGUGAACGAGAAGCGCCGAGCGGACGGGCACGGCGUGGUGUCGGCGGACACCUUCGAGCUGCUGGUGGACCGGCUGGAGAAGGAAUCCUACCUGGAGAGCCGCAGCAGCGGGGCCCAGCAGUCUCUGAUCGACGAAGACGCCUUCUGCUGCGUGUGCCUGGACGACGAGUGCCACAACAGCAACGUCAUCCUGUUCUGCGACAUCUGCAACCUCGCCGUGCACCAGGAGUGCUACGGUGUGCCCUACAUCCCAGAGGGCCAGUGGCUGUGUCGCUGCUGCCUGCAGUCUCCCUCUCGGCCCGUGGAUUGCGUCCUGUGCCCCAAUAAAGGCGGGGCCUUCAAACAGACCAGUGACGGCCACUGGGCCCACGUCGUUUGCGCCAUCUGGAUCCCCGAAGUCUGCUUCGCCAACACCGUGUUCCUGGAGCCAAUCGAGGGCAUCGACAACAUCCCGCCCGCCCGCUGGAAGCUAACCUGCUACAUCUGCAAGCAGAAAGGGCUGGGCGCCGCCAUCCAGUGCCACAAGGUGAACUGCUACACCGCCUUCCACGUGACGUGCGCGCAGCGGGCCGGGCUCUUCAUGAAGAUCGAGCCCAUGAGAGAAACCAGCCUCAACGGCACCAUCUUUACCGUGCGCAAGACCGCCUACUGUGAGGCCCACUCCCCAAGCGUCGCCACCGCCAGGAGGAAGGGCGACUCCCCACGGAGCCUCAGUGAAGUCGGGGAUGAGGACGGGCCGAAAGACGGUGGCGGGGAGGAGGAGCAGGAAGAAGCAGAAGAGGAGGGCCAGGAAGGCCACUGUGGGGCGGGCAGCCCCCUCAAGGGGGUGUCCAAGAAGAGUAAGAUGAGUUUAAAGCAGAAGAUCAAGAAGGAGCCGGAGGAAGCUGGCCGAGAGACACCCCCCAUCACUGUCCCCAUGGUCACUGUCCCACAGAUACCCUCUUACAGGUUGAACAAGAUCUGUAGUGGUCUCUCCUUUCAGAGGAAAAACCAGUUCAUGCAGCGGCUCCACAACUACUGGCUGCUGAAGCGGCAGGCUCGGAACGGCGUCCCCCUCAUCAGGCGCCUGCACUCCCACCUACAGUCCCAGAGAAACGCUGAGCAGCGGGAGCAGGAUGAGAAGACAAGUGCGGUGAAGGAAGAGCUGAAAUACUGGCAGAAACUCCGCCACGACCUGGAGCGAGCACGGCUGCUGAUCGAGCUCAUCCGAAAACGGGAGAAGCUGAAGCGAGAGCAGGUCAGAGUGCAGCAGGCUGCCAUGGAGCUGGAGCUGAUGCCGUUCACGGUUCUGCUGAGGACGACGCUCGACCUGCUGCAGGAGAAGGACCCUGCACACAUCUUCGCCGAGCCUGUCAACCUCAGUGAGGUUCCAGAUUACCUGGAAUUCAUAUCCAAGCCAAUGGAUUUUUCUACUAUGAGGCGGAAGCUGGAAUCUCACCUGUACCACACCUUGGAGGAGUUUGAGGAGGACUUUAACCUUAUAGUUACCAACUGCAUGAAGUAUAAUGCUAAAGACACAAUUUUCCACCGAGCAGCUGUCCGCCUGCGGGACCUGGGAGGGGCCAUCCUGCGGCACGCCCGGCGGCAGGCAGAGAGCAUCGGCUAUGAUCCUGAGAGGGGCACCCACUUGCCCGAGUCACCCAAAUUGGAAGACUUUUACCGAUUCUCCUGGGAGGAUGUGGACAACAUCCUCAUCCCCGAGAACCGGGCCCAUCUGUCCCCAGAGGCACAGCUGAAGGAACUGUUGGAGAAACUGGAUCUGGUGAGCGCCAUGCGGUCCAGCGGGGCCCGCACCCGUCGUGUCCGCCUGCUACGCAGGGAGAUCAAUGCCCUUCGGCAAAAGCUAGCACAGCCACCGCCACCACAGCUCCUGUCACCGAACAAGACUGUGCCCAACGGGGAGCUGCCAGCAGGGUCUCGGGGGGACGCAGCUGUGCUGGAGCAGGCCCUCCAGGAGGGGCCAGAGGACGAAGGGGACAGAGAUGAUUCAAAGUUGCCUGCCCCACCAACCCUGGAGCCUACUGGGCCUGCGCCUUCCUUGUCAGAACAGGAGUCCCCUCCAGAUCCCCCAACCCUGAAACCUAUCAGCGACAGCAGACCUUCAAGCCACUGCCUAAAGUCCCGGAAGGUGGAGGAUGAGGAGCUCUUAGAGAAGUCAGCCUUGCAGCUGGGGAGCGAGCCCUUGCAGUGCUUGCUUAGUGACAAUGGCAUUGACAGACUAUCUCUCAUAAACUCUGACAGCCCUGGUGGCAGCCCUCUCGGCAGUGUGGGCCGCCGAACAACGGUCCUCUUCAAGAAGGGCAAGGAUGGAGUUAAGCUCCAGAGGGCUCCAGAUGGCACCCUGGAGGAUGGCGAGGACCACGGCCCAGUGGACGGUCCUGCUUCUCCUGCCAGCACGGAGGAUGAGCAUUCUUCCCGGAAGCGGCCAAGGAGCCAGAGCUGCAGUGACAGUGAAGGGGAGAGGUCCCCUCAGCAGGAGGAAGAGACAGGCGUGACUAACGGCUUUGGAAAACACACGGAAAGCGGGUCUGACUCGGAAUGUAGUUUGGGUCUCAGUGGAGGACUGGCGUUUGAAGCUGGCAGCGGCCUGACGCCUCCCAAACGCAGCCGCGGGAAGCCAGCCCUGUCUCGAGUGCCCUUCCUGGAAGGUGUGAAUGGAGACUCUGACCACAGUGGCUCAGGCAGAAGCCUCCUGAUGCCCUUUGAAGACCGCGGAGACCUGGAGCCCCUGGAGCUGGUGUGGGCCAAGUGCCGAGGCUACCCUUCCUACCCUGCCUUGAUCAUCGAUCCCAAGAUGCCCCGGGAGGGCCUCCUGCACAACGGUGUCCCCAUCCCUGUCCCUCCACUGGACGUGCUGAAGCUGGGCGAACAGAAGCAGGCAGAGGCUGGAGAGAGGCUCUUUCUUGUCCUCUUCUUUGACAACAAGAGGACCUGGCAGUGGCUUCCAAGGGACAAAGUCCUUCCCCUGGGUGUGGAGGACACUGUGGACAAGCUUAAGAUGCUAGAAGGCCGCAAGACCAGCAUCCGGAAGUCAGUACAAGUGGCCUAUGACCGCGCCAUGAUCCACCUGAGCCGAGUGCGCGGGGCCCACUCCUUCGUCACUUCCAGCUACCUGUAAGAGUGGAGCCGGGCCUGCGUCUGCCUUCUUUGCCUCUCCUCUGUCCCUGAGGCAUGAGAAGCCUCUUCUGCCCCUGCCACAUAUAUGGCCGGCAGCUUCUUUCUAAUGGCAGGCCCUGACUGGACUGGGUCUCCAAGGGCAAGGCCCAAUAUCGACCAAUCAUGUGGUUCCCCUGGAGGGCUGCUGUGUGCCAAAAACUCCCACCCGAGGUCCCUGGGGAUAUUCCACUGAAGAACCACUUAGAAGUAGAAACAGCUGAGAGUCUUAGCCAGCCAGCGAGAUAGACCUGGCCCACGAGGCAAGAGGGCCUAGGCUGCUUUGCUGGGGCCAGCUGGCUCCCUCCAUGCCUCUCCCACCUAACCAUACCUCAGGGCAGGCAAGGUUCUGACACUGAUCCCAGAGAUGUGCCAGGGUCCCUCGGGAACCCCCAGAGCUCCCCUCUCCCCACGCCGCCCAUGCUCACACCCCCGUCUCAUCUCCCACCCCUAGCCCAGACUCUCCCUUCCCUCCCUCAUCGCUCUCCCCUCUCCCUUGUGCCAAACUGACAGCAACAUCACCAAAUUGAUCUUUUUCUUUGCCCCGUUUCCUUCCUGGCCAGCUGCUACAUUAGAUGGAUGUCUGCCAGGCACUUGAGCCCCAGAUAGAAGCCACCCCACUUGUAAGGACCCUCCCCACACCCACAGGAGCCCGCUUGUGCCACACACAUCCUGUGGAUGGACUGGGCUUCCCGCCAUUCCCUUUGCUGUGAGGAGUGUCGAGGGUGGCCCCUGUCUAUGCACAGGCUGGAUGGAUAUUGGGGUGGCGUGUUCCCUUCAGCGGGCAUGCUGCCACCUCACCCCCUUCCUGGGAUUGUCUCCUCCUGUAGCAGCCUUAAGCCUUACUGAGUCAGCACUGUCACCGCACUGUCACCGCAGGCUGCAGGUCACACGGCACUGCCCUCCCGCGCCCUUCCCCAGGUUCACUGCUCCUGCCUCCCCAGCAGGGAACACAGCCUUUCUCUCACCCCCUGCCUUCAACCUCCUCCCCACCUUCACCUCCUCAAUCUCCUCCCCUCAAAAAGGAAGGGAAAAAAAAAACUGUGAAUGAGGAAAGCUGACUGACAAACCAACACAACUCUCAGAGGCUUCUGCUCUUGACAUUUCUUUUCACCUCUUAAGCACCAAAGCCGCGGGCGGGUUCACAGACCGCCGAUUGCCAUGUUGAUUUCUACCUUGACGUUAUUUUUAAUUGUUUUAAAUUUUUUCAUAGGGGAGUUAUGGGCAACUAUGAAGUCCCUGGGGAGAUCACUGCCAUUUUUACAUACUCAGACUUUUUAAAAGAUGCAACUAACCACCAACUUCUUACACAUUUGGGACAUGAGCCAGAGUUUAAAAGGGAACCAACAAAACUCACCGAGAGGGCAAGAUUCUGUCCAGUAAACAGCGCAGCCACGGCCGGGUCAGGGCGUGGUGUAUAUAACUGUAAGAUACCGUCGUAAGUUAUUCAGGCCCGCACUCUCCAUUACCAGAACCCUCCGUUGCGCGGCCACGCCGUGCAGUCUAGUCAAGGAGCCGAUGCAUUCCCCCUCUCCCCAGGUAGCUGGUCAGCUGUGGACUCUGUGACCCUCAUCUAAACCUGUGUCAAGAUCUCGGGGCUUCUUCCUCUCUCUGACUCCUUCCCCCAACACUUUCUCUCCUCUGUCUCUAUUUUUCAGUCUUGGAACCCUUCCCUUUCUCCGAGUCCCACUUAAAAAACUGCUCUUUCAGGACAGGAUGCGGCUCGGACCCUGCCGUGGCGCAGGGCCUUGCUCGCGCCCGUCCGGUCUGCUGUGAAGCACACGAUGCUCUAUUUAUUGUAGACUUUAUUUGCCUUCUAGAAUUGUUUAUAACAGAUGGAUAUAAGAGAGGUAAUAAACAGAAAAACCUAUGCCUGUAAAGAACACAAGAGUUAAUUUUACCUACCAUAAUAUGACGUCUUAUUUUCUCUCUGAGAAAUAAAUGUUCUAUGGGCCGUG
Grammomys surdaster is the source of this 5670-nucleotide messenger RNA. RefSeq names its product bromodomain and PHD finger containing 3 (gene Brpf3). Gene Ontology annotation, cellular component: MOZ/MORF histone acetyltransferase complex. The record is from RefSeq and is a predicted model, not a curated record. The coding region runs from base 63 to 3677 and encodes 1204 amino acids. NCBI's taxonomy places the organism in Eukaryota, Metazoa, Chordata, Mammalia, Rodentia, Muridae. Gene Ontology annotation, biological process: regulation of transcription by RNA polymerase II. Gene Ontology annotation, molecular function: protein binding. The transcript has 12 exons.